Molecule: messenger RNA, 3395 nt
Organism: Cyprinus carpio (common carp)
Lineage: Eukaryota; Metazoa; Chordata; Actinopteri; Cypriniformes; Cyprinidae
Biological process (GO): protein autophosphorylation; regulation of mitotic cell cycle; negative regulation of apoptotic process
Cellular component (GO): cytoplasm
Molecular function (GO): ATP binding; protein serine/threonine kinase activity
Source: RefSeq, a predicted model, not a curated record
AGUAAUAUUCCAGUAUAAAAAGGCUCACUUUGAUUUGUUUGAUAAAUCACUUGCAGUUCGUUGCUAGUUGCAUUGUUUGCUCUUUGCACAUCUCGCAGCCAACGCUAGUCGUUUUAUUGCUAGUUCAGUGCAUUCUAGUAUUUUUCUCACUUUGUAUUUCUUCCAGCCAACGCUAGUUACUAUUUCAAAAUGUUACUUACGUUGCUAGGACUAACUGCUUUAAUUCUAAGAGAGAGGAAAAAAGUCAACGACACUCACUCAGGUCAAGAAGAAAAUGCAGACCAGAGUGAUGCACCACCUGUGAGGAGUUGUGAUGGUCAAGAAGUUGAUGACACAGAUACAGUCUGUGCCGCAUCCGACUCUGCUGUUCACUUCUCUCCAGCUUCUUUCGGUGCUGCGUCCAGCUGUACCGAUGACGUCCCCCAAACUACAGUCUGUGCCGCGUCCAGCUGUACCGAUGACGUCCCCCAGACUACAGUCUGUGCCGCGUCCAGCUGUACCGAUGACGUCCCCCAGACUACAGUCUCUGUACCGAUGACGUCCCCCAGACUACAGUCUUGGCCAGCGCCCAGCUGUACCGAUGACAUCCCCCAGACUACAGUCUGUGCCGCGUCCAGCUGUACCGAUGACGUCCCCCAGACUACAGUCUGUGCCGCGUCCAGUUGUAUUGAUGACGUCCCCCAGACUACAGUCUGUGCCGCGUCCAGCUGUACCGAUGACGUCCUGAAGUCCCCAAACUACGCCGAGUCCAGCUGUACCGAUGACGUCCCCCAGACUACAGUCUGUGCCACGUCCAGCUGUACCGAUGACGUCCCCCAAACUACAGUCUGUGCUGCGUCCAGCUGUACCAAUGACGUCCCUCAAACUACACUCUGUGCCACGUCCAGCUGUACCAAUGACGUCCCCCAGACUACAGUCUGUGCCGCGCCCAGCUGUACCGAUGACGUCCCCCAAACUACAGUCUGUGCCGCGUCCAGCUGUACUGAUGACGUCCCCCAAACUACAGUCUGUGCCGCGUCCAGCUGUAGUGAUGAAGUCCCCCAAAUUUCCAGCUGUACUGAUGACGACAAUUCUGCCAGAUUAAGUGAUGAUGUCUCAUUUUUCACUGCCACGCCCAAAUUAAUUGUGAGGGCCCCUCUAUCUUUUUUCCCUGUGAUGUCCAAAUUAAGUGAUGACGUCUCUCAAGCUUUUUUGUCUGCCAAGUCCUUAUUAAAUGUUGACGUCCCUCCAGCUUUAUUCUCUAUGACGUCCAUAGGUAGUGAUGACGUCCCUCCAGUUUUAUUUUUUGUCACGUCUGACUGUGGAGAUGAAGCCCUCCAAGCUUCAGUCCGUUUUGUAGCUGACUUGAGUGUUGGCGUCCCUCAGUCUCCAGUCCACGAAACAUUAGACUGUAGAGACAAUGUCCCCCGAGCUACAACCUGUGCAGCACCUGACUGUAGUGUCUAUGCUCCCCAAACUCAGUCAAGCCAGCUACAGGAUGAUGAGAAAACAAUUAUUGACAUCAAUUCACACCGUUAUGAAAUUGGCAGUCAGCUGGGUGAAGGAGGCUUUGGACAAGUUUAUGCAGCGACUCGUUUGGAUGAUGGCCUACAGGUGGCGAUAAAAUUUGCAUCUAACAAGAACACAGAGUUCAUCGGCAUUAACGGUUAUUCUAAACCUCUUCCUCUGGAGGUUGCUUUGCAAAUUCUUGCAAAUAAAGGCCCCAGGGUUCAGGAAAUCAUCCAGCUUCUGGACUGGCAGGUGGAGCCUGACUAUUACUUUAUGGUGCUAGAGCGGCCCAUGCCCUGUCAGUCCUUGUAUGAAUAUUUAAAGUGCCACGAGGGCACCAUUGAAGAGGACUUGGCACGAGUUAUAAUGCAACAGGCAGUAUUCGCAGCUCGAAUGUGCUGCCUUCGUGGAGUUCACCGGGAUAUUAAGCUGGAAAACCUUCUGAUUAACCCGGACACACUCGAAGUCAAAUUGAUUGACUUUGGCUGUGGUGCAGUCCUCACCGACGUGGGUUACACGUCCUUUGCUGGUAUGUAUGAUGAUCCCUCAAAGCUGUGAAGUGGGUGUCUAAUGGGAUCUUCUGUUGUGAAUCAAAUGUUAAAAUGCUGUGUUAAUGGAAACAAAAUGUCAUCUCCAGGCACAAGAGAGUACUGCCCUCCUGAGUAUCACAUGACCGGCAUGUACCACGGGGAACCAGCGACAGUGUGGUCACUCGGGAUCCUCUUGUUUGUGAUACUUUUCUGUAAAUUUCCAAAGAGACGACACCUGCACAAGAUUAAUGAUAAAAACUGGACCAAAGCUGGCUUGUCGAAAGAAUGCUGCGAUUUAAUCCGCCGCUGUCUACAGAUUGACCCAAAGCAGCGGAUUGAACUGGGGAAACUCAGUCUCCACGACUGGUUUAUGACUGCAGCCAAGGAGAAUAACAACGACACAAUAAUGGACAUCAAUUCAUGCCGUUAUGUAAUCGACUGUCAGCUGAGUGAAGGAGGCUUUGGAACCCUUUAUGCAGCGACUCGUUUGGACGAUGGCCAAAAGGUGGGGAUAAAAGUCGUCUCCAGCAGGAACACAAAGUUUAUCGGCAUUGUAAUUUGUUCCAAGCCUCUUCCUCUAGAGGUUGCUUUGCAAAUUCUUGCAAACGAAGGCCCCAGGGUCGAGGAAAUCAUCCAGCUUCUGGACUGGCGGGUGGAGUCUGACCACUACAUUUUGGUGCUAGAGCGGCCCGUUCCCUUUGAGGAACUGAACUGGUUUCUUCUGCAGCAAAUGGGUACCAUUCAAGAAGACGUGGCACGAAUUAUAAUGUGCCAGGCAACAUCCGCAGCUCAAACAUGCUGCAGACGUGGAGUGUUUCACCGGGACAUAAAGCUGGAAAACCUUCUGAUUAACCCGGACACACUCAAAGUCAAAUUAACUAACUUUGGGUGUGGUGAUUUCCUCAACGGUGUGGGUUACACGUCCUUCACUGGCACAAGAGAGUACUGCCCUCCUGAGUAUCACAUGACCGGCACGUACCACGGGGAACCAGCGACAGUGUGGUCACUCGGGAUCCUCUUGUUUCUAAUGCUGUGUGGGGAGUUUCCAAAUAGACGAGACCUGCGCUUGAUCGACGGUAAAAACUGGAACAAAGAUGGCUUGUCGGAAGAAUGCAGCGAUUUUAUUUGCUGCUGUCUGCAAAUCAAUCCAAACGAGCGGAUUGAACUGGAGAAACUUAGUCUCCACGACUGGUUUAUGAUUGCAGACGAGAAGAAAUGAGGGGGAGCAAAAGAAAAUAGUGUAAGUAAUGACAGGAAAGACAGGAAGUUCAGUGACGGCCAUGACAGGAAGACAAUGUACCCUGAUGAAAAUAUUCAUGGAUGCCCCAGUCCUAAACUACAAACAUUAUAUAAUAAUCAUUAUAUACAAAAUAAAAA